Molecule: messenger RNA, 315 nt
Organism: Telopea speciosissima
Lineage: Eukaryota; Viridiplantae; Streptophyta; Magnoliopsida; Proteales; Proteaceae
Exons: 1
Coding region: 1-315 (104 amino acids)
Source: RefSeq, a predicted model, not a curated record
AUGGUUGAGUGGGAGACACCCAAGAAUAUCGUAGACAUUCAUAGUUUUUUGGCCCUAGCCGGUUACUACAGAAUGUUCAUCGAGAACUUCUCGAGGAUUUUAGCCCCUAUGACUCUACUAACCCGAAAGGGAGUGAAGUUCAAGUGGUUUGAUGACUGUGAGAAGAGCUUCCAGGAGUUGAAGCAGAGAUUGAUUUCUACUCUAGUACUCACCAUUCCUAAUGGUACUAGAGAGAUGGUGGUCUAUAGUGACACAUCUAAGAUGGGCCUGAUUUUGAUGCAAGAUGGGAAGUUAGUGGCCUAUGCUUCUCGAUAG